AUGCAAUAUUUGCUGAAGAAGUUGGCAGAAGCCAACUAUGUUCACUUUGAAAGACAUGAAGAAGAUUCGGGUGUCAUUAUGGAACUUUUCUGGGCUCAUCCUAAUGCUAUUAAACUCUUCAACACAUUCCCUCACGUGGUAAUCAUGGAUUGCACAUACAAGACAAACAAAUUUCAAAUUCCAUUGCUUGAAAUGGUUGGCCUCACUUCUACUGGUCUGACUUACUCCAUUGCAUUUUGCUACAUGACUCGUGAGCGCACACCUGACUAUGUUUGGGCCUUGGAGUGCAUGAAAUCUCUACUUGCUGACCCUGCCCGAUUACCUGGAGUGAUUGUGACUGAUAGGGAAUUGGCUUUACUCAGUGCUGUUCGGAAUAUUUUUCCUGAGGCUACCCAUUUACUAUGCCUAUUCCACAUAAACAAGAAUGUUGAGGCAAAGUGCAAAUUGUGGGUUGACACAACGGAUUUUAAAGCCUUAGUGAUGCAAAAGUGGAAUGAAGUGGUAUAUGCGGAAACAACUACACAAUUUGAGGAGGAAUGGAGCGACAUGUGUGAUAUGUGUAAGGAUCAUCCAAGGUUCACAUCGUACAUUUAUGACACUUGGUUGGUUCACAAGGAGAAAUUUGUGAAGGCAUGGACAAACAGAGUGAAGCAUUUUGGAACGACAACAAGUAACAGGGCUGAAAGUGCACAUGCAAGCUUGAAGAAGAUGCUUAGGAAUGGCAAGGGUAACCUGUGCGAUUCAUGGGAAGCAAUUGAUAGGUUGACCAUUGUACGCCACAAUGCAAUACAAGCAUCGUUUGAGCGCAGUAUUAACAUUGUAGAGCACCGUUUCAAGUCUCCAAUGUAUAAGAAUAUGAGAGGAUUCGUUGCUAAACAUGCACUUCACCUAAUGUAUGAUGAACAAAACAGAUUUUGGGGUCAUGGUGAGAAAUGCGGUUGCGUGAUGAAAGUCACUCAUGGACUACCUUGCGCUUGUGCACUUCAGAGUAUUGCCUCAAUUCCGUAUGCAGCAGUUGAUCCAUUCUGGAAGAUACUUUCUUGGGAACAAGUGCCUGUUGUGGAGAGUCAAACCUCAAACAGUGGAUGCAUGCCGCUAGAGAUUGAGGCUUUGUGGGCUCAUUUCAAUACCUUGGAUGAUGCGGGCCAAAGUAUGCUGAGAAGGAAGCUUAAAGAGCUUUAUUGUCCUCAAAUCAGUUCAUUGUGUCCUCCUGAAGUGAAGAUAAAGCACAAUCAAUCGUCCAAGGAGAGGAAAACCAAACCUCCUAGAGGUCAAUCAAUAGGAUCCACCCAGCGUGACCUUUCACAUUGGGAACAUGUUGACAAUCAGACCAAAGAACAAGAAUCGAAAGCUAGCAAGAGGAAACCUAGGCUCACCAAAACUCCUAAAACAACUCCAACAUCGCAAGCUCCUAAGUCAAAGAACAAGAUGGCUAUGACGGCCACCGGCUCCAAAAUCUACUUACCGGAGUUGCCAUCUUUUUUAUGGCCAUAUAUACAUGAAGUGAUAGAUGUUGUCGGGGAUGGUAAUUGUGGAUACAGAGCCGUCGCUGCAUUGCUGGACCUUCAGAACGGUCAGGACGGUUGGCCUCGGGUUAGGGAAGAGCUGAUUGUAGAACUCACACUCUAUGAGAAACACUAUACACGCAUGUGGGGUUAUGAUGUGAGCCACUAA
Molecule: messenger RNA, 1674 nt
Organism: Lotus japonicus
Lineage: Eukaryota; Viridiplantae; Streptophyta; Magnoliopsida; Fabales; Fabaceae
Exons: 3
Coding region: 1-1674 (557 amino acids)
Source: RefSeq, a predicted model, not a curated record